Messenger RNA from Eublepharis macularius, 3311 nucleotides. RefSeq names its product 2-phosphoxylose phosphatase 1 (gene PXYLP1). Gene Ontology annotation, cellular component: Golgi apparatus. The transcript has 6 exons. Bases 237 to 1679 code for a protein of 480 amino acids. Gene Ontology annotation, biological process: dephosphorylation; chondroitin sulfate proteoglycan biosynthetic process; glycosaminoglycan biosynthetic process. The record is from RefSeq and is a predicted model, not a curated record. Gene Ontology annotation, molecular function: phosphatase activity. Lineage: Eukaryota; Metazoa; Chordata; Lepidosauria; Squamata; Eublepharidae.
CCGUCCAACUUGGUUCGCGCGCUGCGACGGCGACACGCAACAGCGAGGGAGAGCGAGAGAGACCGAGAGGGAAGGGAGCGACGAGUGUGGUUGCUGCGCGACGUCGGCAGCAGCACCGGCUCCGGCUGUGCUGAGACUGCUGCGCCGGCGCCUGGGCUGGUUGGGAAGAAGGCGGUGGGGCAGGAAAUAUUUGAUUAUGGAGAUGAAACCAUGAAGAAACAACAGAAAGAAUAAUAAUGUUUUUCCGAAAUCGUUUUCUGUUCUUGUUGGCCUUGGCAGCCUUAUUAGCCUUUCUGAGCCUUAGCCUGCAGUUCUUACACUUGAUCCCUGUAAACCCAGUCAAAGAAGAUGGGUUGAACUCCAAGAACAGAAAGAGAAUAAUGCCUGAUCCUUUGACAGAGCCCCCUCCCAUAGAUCCCAUUUAUGAAGCUCAAUUUUAUUGUAACAAUCCCACCGUUCCUGAACGCAGCAUGGAAGGUCAUGCGCCUCAUUAUUUUAAGCUGGUGUCUGUUCAUGUGCUGAUUCGCCACGGGGAUCGAUACCCUCUUUAUGCCAUUCCUAAAACAAAAAGGCCAAAUAUUGACUGUACAUUAAUGCCUAACAGAAAACCUUCCCACCCUCAGCUUGAAGCUUUUAUUGGCCAUAUGUCUAAACUUGGAUCAGAAGCUAAAAUGGAUAGCACUCUGAGCGGCAUGCCUCGUUACCCCAGCCAUUUGCUAUGUGAAAUGGGAGAGCUUACACAGACAGGGGUUGUGCAGCAUUUGCGAAAUGGGCAGCUACUACAGGAUAUUUAUAUAAAGAAGCAUAACCUGAUGCCAAAUGACUGGUCAGCAAAACACUUGUACUUGGAGACCACUGGAAAAAGUCGAACACUGCAGAGCGGGCUGGCAUUACUGUAUGCCUUCCUGCCAGAUUUUGAUUGGAAGAAAAUUAAUUUUAGACACCAGUGGAGCACCAUUUUUUGUUCUGGAAAUUGUGUUUGCCCAAUAAGAAACUAUUACCUUGGAGAAGAUCAACGUCGACAGUAUAGCCUACGUGUGACAAACAUACGCUUGGAAAAAACAUACGCGGAUAUGGCAAAAAUAAUUGGCAUCCCCACAAAACAGUUAAGGGCUUCUAACCCUAUAGAUUCUAUGUUAUGCCAUUUUUGCCAUAAUGUCAGUUUCCCAUGUACUAUGAAUGGUUGCAUUAACAUGGAGCACUUUAAAGUCAUUAAAACACAUCAACUUGAAGAUGAAAAAGAGAGGCAGGAGAAGAAAUAUUACUACUUGUAUGCACUACUGGCAACUCAUCCUCUUCUUAACCAGACUGUGAAUCGUAUGCAGCGUAUUACAGAAGGCAAGAGUGAAGAAUUAUUUGUUCUAUACUCUGCUCAUGAUGUCACGUUGUCACCUGUCCUUAGUGCCUUAGGCAUUACAGAGGCCAGGUUUCCAAGAUUUGCAGCUAGACUAGUCUUUGAGUUGUGGAAAGAUGAGAAAAAAAACAAAGAACACUUCAUUCGAAUCCUUUAUAAUGGUGUGGAUGUCUCAUCACAGACUUCCUUCUGCCGGGAUUAUAACCGGCGUUACAACAAGCCAAUGUGCCCUUUAGAGAAAUUUGUCCAUUUUGUUAAACAGGACAUGUUUUCACCUUUUAAUAGCACCAAUUAUUAUGAUGCAUGUCGCAGAAGAUUGUUCUAAAUGAGGAAGAAAUAAAUGUUACAUUUUGUAUUUUCAGAAAGGACAUCUCUGUGAAAAUUUGACAUUGUCAAAUCCUUGUGUGCCUAAGUGCAAAUGAAUAUAGCUUGAAACGGUUUUAGUUUUGCCAAAAUUCAUUCUACAAUGGUAUGAAGUAGAAAAAAAUAAGUCUAAUGCCCAUUACGGGAUCUAUGUACAUUCUGGUCAACUUGAUUUGUCUCCAAGCUGCUGUAAAAUGGAUAUUGCUUGAAGAACUGGCUAUGUAUAUUCUGGUUCCUUGAUAUACCACUGCAGAGGUAAUUAACAAAAAAAAUUCAAAUUCUUAGAAUAACAUACAGUAUUUCUCUAUUGGUAUAUAGCUAAAGUAUUUCUGAAGUGACAAUCCACUGAAGUCAUAGGUCAGUUGGAGACACAUGAAUACAAAUGCUUUUUGCACACACAGCUCUGUAGCAUGUGACCUAUAAAUAUGAAGAGUAAAAUAUAAUGGAGGCUCCAUCCUACAGAAGGUUUACAGCAUGAUUUCUGCUGAAAGGUAUUUAAUGUAUGGUGGGAACAAAGUGUGGGAACUGGAAUGUUUACCAAUAGGUUCUUAUAUAGAUGGGCUGGAAAUUGCGGGAAGCCUGCUUACCAACAUGCCGUGACUUUCUGCGGGGCACCACCAUCAUCGAAAGCACCUUUUUGCACAAUCAAUGCAGGCUGAUCCGUGUAAGAAGCCGUUCAAUUAAAACAUUACUGCCUUCUUGUGGAACCUUCUCCCCCCAGCUUGGCAGGAACCAAACCACCGUAUCACAUACAAAGACAACCACAGGACGCGUAAAAAUAAACGUUCCGUUCUUUGCACUUUUAGCACUUUAUGUGUAGUUCGAACACAAAUUACAGGUUUUUGUGCCAGAUGCUAGAAAAGGAUUAACAAGUAAAUACAGAGUCAUUAGAUGGGAAAUAGAAAACUCUAAAUCGGACUUUUAAUACAUUGUUUUAGGAUCUUUCUGUUUACUUAUGUGUUCAAAUCAAUGUGCUGUGAUGAAAAGCAGUGUUUAGCAUUUGGUUGUAAUGGCUGCAUGUAGCCGAAAAAGAAUUUGACUUAAUGCUUAAUUUUGUAGUCCAUUUGUAGUACUUUUAUAGACUAGGAAGACAUUUUAUACGCUUAGUCUUGUUUUUUACUGUACAGUGAGUAUACUAAAUGUUUUUUACCUUCUUUGUAAAGGGGAUGCCAAAAACUGCUUUCAAACAUUUUCCUUUAAUCACAGUAAACAGAUGACUCAAUUGUCAUGGAUAACUUUACUUUGAUGAACUGUUAGGAUGUCACAGCUCCAUUUUUAAAUAUUUGUGUCAUACGGGAUUUUUUAGUCAACUUGGAUAAGGUUUUCUUUAGUUAUGGAAUGCUAAAUUUUAUAAUGCUGGAGUUUUUAACAUAAUUUAGUGUGGGAUAUGUGUUGAAACAGUGACAGAAAUUCAAAGGGGCUGUAAUUUAAUUUGUGGUUGACAUUAUAGGCAUGUAGGCCUCUUUUGAAAUGGUGCAUUUGAAUGUUCCUAUAAAUAAAAUUUGGAAGAAUUCUUGGUGGUAGCUGUUCAUGAACCCUUAUCUUGCUGUAUGUGGUAUUCUAAAUAGAGCUUAUAAAAUUGAUCUUUGCAGUA